AUGAUUUCAAUACGGCGAGCAGUUCAUAACACUGCACCAUUGAAUUCACUGAGAACUUUCAAGUUUUCUUUAAGAAAGAAUCUUGUUCGACCAUUAUCGACAACCCCUCAAGAUCCUUUCAGACAAUGGCGCGAAGAGACAAAGCAAACGAGAUUGAAUCUACGACACUUCUCCAAUUCAACCAAUCCUUCCUCUCCUGCCCUCAAUCUACACAAUCAAACCGUCGAGAAAAUAUCUGCCAAUGUUCGACAAUUCUACGACCGAAAAGAGAAAUUCAGGAUCAAUCAUGGUUCUACAAAUAGCACACGGAAUACUGGGAAAGGCAAAAAUAUCAUAAAUAUCGGGGGAUUAUCGCAUGUAUUAGAAGUCAACACGGCGACGCAGACAGCAUGGGUAGAACCCAAUGUGCCGAUGGAUAGACUGGUAGAGGAGACAUUGAAAUAUGGACUUGUGCCACCGGUGGUGAUGGAAUUUCCAGGAAUUACUGCGGGAGGAGGAUAUGCGGGGACAUCGGGCGAAAGCAGUUCUUUUCGACAUGGAUUUUUCAACGAGACGAUCAAUCGGGUGGAGAUGAUAUUGGCAGAUGGGCAGGUGGUUCAGUGUUCGAAGAUGGAGAAGCCAGAUCUAUUUCAUGGGGCGGCGGGUGCGGUGGGUAGUUUGGGGGUGACGACUUUGGUUGAGCUGCGGUUACAGAAGGCGAGGAAAUAUGUUGAGACUACAUAUCAUUCGGUGUCUGAUAUGCCGGAGGCUAUCAAGAAGAUUGAAGAGAUGACCGCAGAUCCUAGUAUUGACUAUGUGGAUGGGAUCAUGUUUUCGAAGAAGAAAGGAGCUAUUAUCACCGGUCGUUUGACAGAUAUCCCAACGGCCAAUACCCCCAUACAACAUUUUGGCAAUGCUUCGGAUCCUUGGUUCUACAUGCAUGUAGAAUCUAAUAUCGACAGCAGCAACUCCUCACCGAGAUUCGCCAUACCUCUCGCAGAAUACCUCUUUCGAUAUGACCGUGGCGCAUUCUGGGUUGGAGCUUCAGCCUUCAAAUACUUUUCCUUCCCAUUCAACAAAUUCACUCGGUGGUUCUUGGAUGACUUUUUACACACUCGUAUGCUAUAUACUGCACUCCAUACUGCCGGUAUGCCACCCGGCUACAUUGUUCAAGAUCUCGCCUUGCCAUAUCCCACCGCUACAGAAUUCGUAGAGUACACCGAUGAAUAUUUUGGAAUCUAUCCACUAUGGCUAUGUCCACUAAAGCAAAGUUCCACACCAACCAUGCAUCCCCAUUCCGCCUCCCACGAAGCCGACAAUCAAACCUCGAAACCCCUCCUGAACAUCGGACUAUGGGGCUACGGAAAAGAAAAAGAUUUAAUCAAGGCCAACAUCAGUCUUGAGCAGAAACUCAAACAGCUGGGUGGUAUGAAGUGGUUAUACGCACAAACCUACUACAACGAAGCACAAUUUUGGGAAAUGUACGAUCGCAAAUGGUACGAUGGAUUGCGGGCAAAAUAUGGAGCAACGGGUCUACCAAGUGUAUAUGAGAAAGUGAAAGCAGCGCCCAAGACGGAGACAGCGGAAACCUUGAGCUUUUCCCAAAGGAUAUCGAAAAUUUGGCCCAUAAGUGGUUUCAAUGGUAUAUAUAGGGCGAUUCAGAGUAAGACGUAUCUAGCAUCCAGAGCUUCGACUUGGAAAACUAUAGAGAUAGAGAUAGAUUCGAGUAUACAUGAGAAGGCUUCGCGGUAG
Sclerotinia borealis F-4128 is the source of this 1731-nucleotide messenger RNA. NCBI's taxonomy places the organism in Eukaryota, Fungi, Ascomycota, Leotiomycetes, Helotiales, Sclerotiniaceae. The record is from the annotation of a GenBank genome assembly.